Molecule: messenger RNA, 1068 nt
Organism: Macroventuria anomochaeta
Lineage: Eukaryota; Fungi; Ascomycota; Dothideomycetes; Pleosporales; Didymellaceae
Product: RmlC-like cupin
Exons: 2
Coding region: 264-950 (228 amino acids)
Cellular component (GO): cell wall
Molecular function (GO): manganese ion binding
Source: RefSeq, a predicted model, not a curated record
AGCGGAUAUAUAAGCCGCUGUUCUCACGACGGAUACACAACACAAUUCAUCGUCAUAUCGUCUACCGUACUGAACCCAUCUCGGAUUCCUCCCUGAAAUAUUCACCUUAACCUUCAGGAUCGUACUUCGCCACACACUACGCGCUCUCCUGUAACACAAGGACACCCAGUCCUACUAGAACAUCACAAGGUCCACCAUCCACACUUCGAAGUUUAACCUUGACCUGCUCUUUACUCCAACCUCCUCCUCUAAGUCGCAACACGAUGUACACUCCAAUCGCCCUCCUCACUUCCCUCCUCGCCCUCAUCCCCUCCAUAAGUGCCGCUAAAGCGCUCAACCCGAAUCUCAACGCCAUGCUCAAGAUGGCAGCAACAAACUACGACCGGCAUGCGCUUCUCGCCAAAGACAGCGACUGGUACUACGACUUCUUCAACCAUCAUGACUACCAUGAUAAGAUCGGCUCCGUCAUCACCGCCGACGCCGCCACAUUCCCAGCACUCACAGGCCUCGGCAUCAGCUACGCAUUACUGAAACUCGGACCGUGCAGUAUGCUGCCGCCACACUUCCACCAGCGCGCGCACAACGCCGUGAUUGGGAUCACAGGAAACACGACAAGCUGGAUGAUCAACGAGAACGGAGUGCGCACUGUCAAGGUAGAUAUCAUACCUUUCCGGAUGACGAUUUUUCCGCAAGGGAGCUUGCAUGUUAUGCAGAACAAUGAUUGCGAACCGGCUCUUCUCCUCAGCGCAUUGAAUAGCGACGAUAGCGGUACACUCAACGCCCUCAACGGAUUAUGGACCAUCCCAGAUGACAUGAAGCGGGCUGCAUUCGGCAAUGAGAACCUCGAUACCGCACAACUUGGCAAACGUAUUCCAGAUGUCGGGACUGGUGCAGUCAGGGGCAGCCCGGAGUGUCUGAAGAGAUGUGGGAUUGAGCAUGGGAAGAAGUAGGCUUCGUGUAGAGACGGAUGGGUAGGCUUUCAGUCUUGUUCCAGCGACUCUUGCAUUGGUGGUUUUGAGCUAUGCUAAACAUGCUGUUACGAAUUGAUGAUGUAUGAGUAGAGGGAUA